Molecule: messenger RNA, 1294 nt
Organism: Ananas comosus (pineapple)
Lineage: Eukaryota; Viridiplantae; Streptophyta; Magnoliopsida; Poales; Bromeliaceae
Product: ER membrane protein complex subunit 2-A-like
Exons: 9
Coding region: 55-963 (302 amino acids)
Biological process (GO): protein folding in endoplasmic reticulum
Cellular component (GO): EMC complex
Molecular function (GO): protein binding
Source: RefSeq, a predicted model, not a curated record
UUUGGCGUCUCCUCUCUCUCCGGCGAUCUUGCAGCGGCGGAGGCGGUGGCGGAGAUGGUGGGGGCGGCGGAGGAGGCGCGGCUGCGGCGGUUGGAGAGCCAGGUGGAGAACGGCGGCGGCGGCGCGUGGGAGUACCUGUGCCUCGUGCGCAAGCUCAAGCUCCGACGAUCCGACCAGGUGCUCCGCCACGGACUCGCCCUGUUGAACGAUCCCAGGGCCCGAUCCAAACUCGGCGGAGAAGAAUGGACUCUCUAUGAGCAAGUAGCCAUCGCUGCAAUGGAUUGUCAGAAGCUUGAUGUUGCAAAGGAUUGUAUUGCGACUCUUUCAAAGCAGUUUCCCUCCAGUGGCAGAGUCGGCAGAUUAGAAGCGAUGAUGCAUGAAGCAAGGGGAGCAUGGGCUGAAGCUGAAAGAGCUUAUGCACUCCUUUUAGAGAACAAUCCAUUUGAUCAGAUAACUCAGAAGAGGAGGGUUGCUAUGGCCAAGGCACAAGGAAAUAUCUCAGCUGCUGUCGACUAUCUCAAUAAAUACCUGGAAAUAUUUAUGGCAGAUCAUGAUGCCUGGAGAGAGCUUGCAGAAAUCUAUGUAUCCCUACAAAUGUAUAAGCAAGCGGCCUUCUGUUACGAGGAGUUAAUACUUGCUCAACCAACAGUACCUCUGUAUCAUCUAGCCUACGCAGAGGUGCUUUAUACUAUGGGGGGUUUAGAAAAUCUACAAACAGCCAAAAAGUACUAUGCAUUGACGAUCGAGCUGACCGGUGGCAAGAACACUCGAGCUCUCUAUGGCGUAUGCUUGUGUAGUGCAGCGAUCAGUCAACUCACAAAGGGGCGGAAUAAGGAGGAGAAAGAAGGCUCCGAGCUCCAAUCUCUGGCAGUGGAGGCCUUAACGAAGGAUUACAAGAAGCGGGCCCCCGCGAAGGUUCCUCUUCUCACAAACAUGCUGAGGAACAUGAAGCUCACCUCAUAAUCCUAACUACUGUUUUUAUUUCACAGUUUUCGAUAGUAACACCCGAUCGGAAUUAGUGAUUCAACAGUGAUUUAUUUCGAUGAGGCUAUUGAUGUAUUGAUUUUGCUUUCGAUAUGUCUCUGCGGAUUGUAUGAUAGCCGAAAAUUCAAGCCAAAUCAUGCAUUGGCCUCGUUUAGUCGAGCGCUUUGGUUGAAGUUUCGAUUUCUUUUAGCAUGAGGGCUGUCCCCGGUAGAAGCAAGGCACUUUCUACUGUGCUUGUAAGUGGGACAAAUAAUUUAAUUUUGGCUACUUUUCGAUCAACUCAAUUUAAUUUUCGCCGAGUGCUUAUAUC